AUGCCUCCUAUUUCGGACAUUGGCCCUUUACCAUCUAGAUAUCCACCUCAUCCCGACCCUGAGGGCUUACAGCCCAUCCCACGCGAAGACUGUGGAUGUCCUGGCAAUCCCAACGCUACUGAGGAUCACUGUUCUCGCAUACACUUCCGUAACGAGAGAGCCAUAAAAAGGUUUUACAAGGAGAGGAUCGAUUCCAAGAAAGCACAGAUCAAACGAACAGAGGAUGAUAUAGAGAAGUGGAAGCAGAGGAACUAUGCGAUGAAGAGCGCAACCAUGACACACAUUGCCGUUCUGCAUCGGCAGUGGCCUUGUAACCAAUUAGGGGACGAAUGCGAGGCAAAGCUGGAGGAGGAAGAAGAGGAAUUCUUGAGCCAUUGGAGAACGUUAGACUAA
Bacidia gigantensis is the source of this 393-nucleotide messenger RNA. RefSeq lists its product as uncharacterized. The record is from RefSeq and is a predicted model, not a curated record. The transcript is spliced from 2 exons. The coding region runs from base 1 to 393 and encodes 130 amino acids. NCBI's taxonomy places the organism in Eukaryota, Fungi, Ascomycota, Lecanoromycetes, Lecanorales, Ramalinaceae.